AUGAAUCAAAAGCGAUUCGCAAUUACAACAAACGACGAUUCUGACGUUGAUGAUCGACAAAGAAAUACGUUAUAUAAUCGUUAUUCAACACGUCAACAAACGCUUACACCUGUAUCCAGAAUUAAUUCUUCAGAGAAAUUUCGAUUAAAUUUACACGAUAAUCCUUCAAUAAGUAGUUCACAAGGAGUAUCUACGUGUAACAAUAUUUCACGUUCUAUACCCGCUGAACGACCACGUGUUGAAACUGCACAUCCAUAUCACGUCACUGAAUUUUCUCAUUUCCAGGAAAACGAUUUACUUGAUUAUCAAGCAGGAAAACCGUUAAAUCAUAAACAACAAUUUUAUUCAGUGGAAGAGCAUCACGACGAUUUCAGUUUCCGUGAAGCCAGCAACACAACAGAUCACCGUCAUUUGAACAUUUCAAUUCCUGAAAAUAAUUUUAACGAGCAAAUCAAAAAUUCAAAACUUACCGAAGAAGUUAAUUUAUUAAUUGCUUCCCAUUCAAAUCCAUCUGUCAAUUUACAUUCACAAAAUAUUGAUCGAGCAAGAAAUCAUUCAACACAAAAAGCCCCGAGAUUUCCCAAUCGAACAGAAUCAAUCGAUCAAUUUUCUACUGAUAUCCAAAGAACAAAUCGUCAUACAUAUAAAAAACCUGAAAUAUAUUACGCUGAUAAUAGACGUGUUGAACGUUUAACUUAUCGUCCAACUGGAAAUCAGCACACGUACGUGACACAUCCAAUUGUUGAAUUAUCGAUACCAAAAGACGCAUCGAAUGAAGAUGCAUUAAUUGAUAUUCCAUAUAUUGAUCAAAAUAUUAAUUGGAAUUAUUUAUCGAGAAAGAACACAGAAUUGAAUAAUUAUCCAAUCAAACAUCAAACAAAUAUUUCUUCAUCGAAUGGUUCAAAUUCAUUGAUUGCUUCUGAAUACGAUCGUUCGUAUAGCACUGGCAAGAAGACAGCAAGUGGUAAUAUCCAAAGUACGUCAAAAUCUACUUCAGUACCAAUCGUUGAUUAUUCCAGUUUAGACGCAUUUCUGGACGAGUCAUUAUUACAAGAAAAAGGGAACAUGUCAAAAUCAACAAAAGAAUGGCGAUCAUCAUUUUCAACAAUGCGUAAUCGUUUUGGUAAUAUUGGAUUAUCAUCGGAUGAAGCAGUAUCAAAUAAUCAUAAUUUUACAACAAAUGGCUCAAUGACAUUACCGAAAAGAGCGCUUACAAAAUCAGCAAGUCAAGGAAAUCUCAUAGCUAAUGAACAUUUCGAUUCCAAUGAAAGACGACGAUCACUUCUUGCUAAUGCGGUUGAACGUCGUCGUGCUGCUGAAGCACCUGAGCUACAACGUCCGUCAUCACGUCGAGAAUUGGGCGAUUUUUGGGAAACAACUAUCAAAAAUCGUUCAGUAGCACCACGUACUCCGUCACCGUUAACAGCUGCUCAACGUAUGGAAUUACUAAAUGAAUCGAUCAGUGAAAAUGGCACAAAUCGAUCAGGUCGACGAUUUUCCGGUGAUAAUUUAGCAAGACGUAAGGCAAAUUUUUUAGAAGCCGUCAAAAGUUCAUCAUCACAAACAAUAACAGAUCGUUUUACUAACAGAAGGUCAACUGUCAUCCCUUCAAUCAAUGUGGAAAUUAAAGAAAAUAGCAAUAAUGAGCCAAAUUUUGCAUCAUUGGAUAGUGCAGUAGCGGAACUUAAUAAUACUAAUUAUGUGCUUAAUAGUAGUGGCGGUUGUGCUAAAUUUCCGCUUGAUGAUCUAUGCUCAUCUAGUCCAGUUAACAAAAGAGAAGGCUUAACAUCAUUAAUGAAUGGUGCGCUAUUGACGCAUAGUCCAAGUCCUGAGGCUACAAGUGAUACAAGCUCAAACUAUAAUGCUCCAACUGGAUUACCACAUCCAAAACCAAAGCAUAACAUACGUGAACAGCUAAUACAAGCUGGUUUUGAACCACGUGGAACAGCAAUGUAUGUGAAUCGUAGUGGCGUACGUUUUGGAAGUGCACCAAAUUUCCCGAUACCUUCCAAUGGUAGCGUUGCAUCACGCAUUUCUGAAUUUGAGAAAAAACCAGGUGCACCAAAUUUACUACGAAUUGCUUGUGCGGAACGACAAAGAAAUGAGCCAUCUCCGAUCAGAUCACCGCUAGGACCUAUGUCACCACGGUCAUCGGUGUACCGUACCAAGCCAGUAAUCCAUGCUGAUAUAAAUGGUCCAUCGUUGCAUAUAAAUCAACCAUCUACCAAUAUCGAAUCAAUCUUUCAAUUUCCACAAAUUAAGCAAUUUGUGGAUGCUAAGGAAGAAAUUCCAUAUGAAAAUAUUAAAAAUACUUCGACAUCAAGAAUAGCAGAAAUAGAAGCAAGUGAUCAACUUAAGAUUAUAGAGUUGGAAGAAGCCACAAAAUUUGUACUUCAGUCACCAAUAAAAUCUUCUAGGAAUAAAAAUAAAAUAAGUGAUCAAAAUGAAGAUUUAAAAUCAUAUCGUAGCAUUGCGGAACGACGUUUAGAAAAAAAAAAUAAGAUGACAAAAACAUACAAUAAUAUCAAUACUGAAAAAGCUUUGCAGAAUGAAAUUAAAAUGGAAUCAGAAUGGCCAACAACUCCUCCUUUACCAAAAGUACAAGUGGUGGAUGUCCCAAGGUUUUUCUUUCCAAAAGGAGUUCCAAUUUCAAUAUCUGAGAAUGAAGCAGCACUAAGACGAGUUAACGAUGUAUUCAGUACAAUUGGAAAUAAGGUAACAAUGAUUAAUAUGGCAGAGGUAUGUCGAGCAGCUGGUAUACCCAUCUACUGGAAACGAUCUGUUUAUGAUUCAUGCUGUAAUAAUUUGUCAAGAUCAAUAAGCAUAGCUGAUUUUGCUUCCUGGUGGAAUAGAAUGACUGCAGUAGCACAUGAUGAAGCAGCCCGUUUUGUUUAUACCCUAGCUGGGCCUAAUCGAAAUUAUUUGACCAAAGAAGAUCUGGCACCAAUCCUUAAAGAUCUCAUUGAAACCUUUCCAGGAUUACAUUUUCUUCGUGAAGCUGAAGAAUUUCAUUCAAGAUAUGUUGAAACGGUAAUAGUAAGGAUAUUCUGGGCAGUCAAUCGAUCAUGGACUGGGCGAAUUACAAUUAACGAAUUACGUCGAUCUAAUUUUCUCGAGACAAUUAGGAAGUUGGAGACAACAGAUGACAUCAAUGCAAUAACAAAUUACUUCAGCUAUGAACAUUUUUAUGUAAUUUAUUGCAAAUUUUAUGAAUUAGACAAAGAUCAUGAUUUGAUUAUCAACAAAAUCGAUAUGUCACAACACUGUAACGGAGCACUUCCACCACAAAUUAUCGAUAGGAUAUUUAGCGGAGCGGUGACAAGAUCACCAGCAGGAAAACGUAUCCGGCAAGCACUUGAAACAAUCGGUUAUACGGAUUUUGUAGCAUUUUUACUUGCAGAAGAAGAUAAAAGGCAUCCUACUAGCAUAGAGUAUUGGUUUCGAUGCUUAGAUUUAGAUGGUGAUGGUGUAUUAUCAAUGUAUGAAAUGGAAUAUUUUUAUAAUGGUAUUAAAAAUAAAAUGGAUCAACAUAAUAUUGAUUCGAUGCGUUUCGAUGACGUAAUUUGUAAUCUAUUAGAUUUAAUACGACCAAAACAACCAAAUGUUAUUUCAUUGUCGGAUUUGAAAAAGUGCCUUUUAUGUACCAGAUUUUUUAAUACAUUUGUUAAUUGGGUGAAAUAUUAUGAACAGGAAGCUAGUGAAGGAGAACGAGCUACAGUGACAGACGGUGAAGAGGAAUUGAAUGAUUGGGAUAGAUAUUGCUUAGAAGAAUAUGAAGCGCUAAUGGCAGAUGAUCAAGAUAAUGAUGAGCUUGAGGAUAUUAAUUUAAAUUUGGAUGAUGAUGAUGAUCUGCUAAUUGGUAGCAAUAUUAACACGGCGGUUAAUUUAUCAUUGCGCGAAUUUGGCGAUUCUCAGCGAACAAAAAUUUUAGAAGCAAUAUGA
This is a messenger RNA of Brugia malayi, 3942 nucleotides long. RefSeq names its product protein phosphatase 2A, putative. The transcript is spliced from 27 exons. Gene Ontology annotation, cellular component: protein phosphatase type 2A complex. Gene Ontology annotation, molecular function: calcium ion binding; protein phosphatase regulator activity. The record is from RefSeq and is a predicted model, not a curated record. The coding region runs from base 1 to 3942 and encodes 1313 amino acids. Lineage: Eukaryota; Metazoa; Nematoda; Chromadorea; Rhabditida; Onchocercidae. Gene Ontology annotation, biological process: protein dephosphorylation.